Messenger RNA from Poeciliopsis prolifica (blackstripe livebearer), 888 nucleotides. RefSeq names its product modulator of macroautophagy TMEM150B-like. NCBI's taxonomy places the organism in Eukaryota, Metazoa, Chordata, Actinopteri, Cyprinodontiformes, Poeciliidae. The record is from RefSeq and is a predicted model, not a curated record. The transcript is spliced from 6 exons. The coding region runs from base 45 to 731 and encodes 228 amino acids.
AGUCUGCAGCAGUCUGUGACGGUCUGCAGCUCCAUCCGGAUCUGAUGGGUCCUCUGGUGGUCGUCCCCAUCCUGGCCGGCCUGAACGGCGUCCUGGGCAUCUGGACCGUGUUUGGAGUGGCCUGGUUGAGUGGGACGGUGGAUCUGACAGAGCAUUUUCCGUACAUCAGUACCUGUGGAGACAAACCUCCUGCCAGCUGCUGGUUCUCUCAGGUCUGCAAUAACGGCUGUAUCCUUGCUCUGAUAUUCGAGACUCUGCGGUUCCGAUGUCUGAAGGAUUGUCCAAAGUGCUCCCGCCAUCUCAACUUCGCCAGCUUCGGUUUGGGAAUCGUCUCCUCCGUGGGAUUAUCCGUCACCGGAAACUUCCAGGUCUCAUCCAUCCAAUGGGUUCAUUACGUCGGUGCGUUUCUGGGGUUUGUUGGUGGCCUGGCCUACCUCUGGAUCCAGCUGUUCCUCAUCAGCAACCAGAUCCUGAAAUAUUGUGGAUUGGCUCUGUGCUGCGUCUGCACCGUUCUGCUCUGCUGCCUGGUGGGCUUCCAUUUCUCUCAUCAUUACCACGCCGCCGCCAUCUGUGAGUGGACGCUGGCCUCGCUGUUCUUCCUGCUCUACCCGCUCUUUGUGUUCGAGUUUGCAGACAUUAAAUGCAAACUCAUCAUAAAGGGUUGUGGCAGCCACAGCUCCGCCGAGGCUCAGUACAAACCAGGAGACCCGGAGCCAGAGACGCCGCUCUGACCACCCGCCUCUCUGUCACCAUGGAAACAUUCCCGCGUUCAGGUCUCUGUGGGUCAAAGGGUCACUGAAGUGACCCGGGUCCGGUUUGAGCUGAAGCUCACCUUCAUCACUGUUGUGCUGAACAGAUGCAUUUACAAAAAUAUUACUACCAAUAAAA